UCAAGCAGUAGACACUAACGACUAACUUAAAUGUGAAUGAUGAAGGCUUAAAGAAUAAUGUUUCCUUGACUCAGAGACUUGUAGAGGAGGAUACCGAAGGAUCAGCUAAGGGUGGGAGGAUGAACUAUGCCAAGUACAUCACCAGAAUCAGUGCUGCCAGACGGCACUCCGCCAUCAGAAUUCUUUCUGCAAUAGUACAGGAGAACCCCUCUCUGAUUACCAUGGCUGGGGGAAUGCCUAAUCCACAGACAUUUCCUCUACUUGAUGCCAGUCUUACACUCAGGGAUGGAACAAAGAUUGACCUGGAUGCCAAAGCAAUGAAAACUGCCUUACAGUAUUUACCAACAAAAGGGUUUCAACCCUUAAUUAAUUUUAUAAAUGACCUACAGUUCAAAAUUCAUAAUCCUCCAACAUACAAGGCAGAUGACCACCCAGGUCAAAUGGAUGUUAUUAUCACCACAGGAAGUCAAGAUGGCUUGUGUAAGGCUUUUGAGGCUAUGGUAACAGAAAAUGACAACAUUUUGGUGGAACUCCCUGCAUAUUCUGGAACUUUAGCAAUUGUGAAGCCAAUCACAUCAAAUAUAAUCCCAGUGGAGUCGGACAUGAAUGGCCUAAAUCCAUCAUCUCUUCGUCAAGCUUUGUCUAGAUGGUCCCCUUCUGAAGCCAGAAAACCUGGUUCUGAUGCCCCAAAACUCCUGUAUCUUGUCCCCAAUGGGGGGAAUCCCACAGGGGUGGGGCUUACAUUGGACAGAAAAAAGGAAAUCUACAAGAUUGCUCAGGAGUAUGAUUUGAUCAUCCUAGAAGAUGAUCCAUAUUUCUAUCUGCAGUUUACAAAGCCAUUUGUUCCCAGUUUCCUGUCAAUGGACACUGAUGGUAGAGUGGUGAGGUUUGAUUCCUUCUCCAAGAUCAUCUCCUCAGGAAUGAGGUUAGGUUUUGUCACUGGACCUCAGCCUUUGGUAGAGAGAUUGGAACUUCACUCACAAUGCUCAGUGAUGCAUGCCAGUGGCAUUUCACAGAUGAUCCUUCAUAAAAUCCUGGAAAACUGGGGUCUAGAGGGGUUCUUAAAGCAUACUGAAAAUACAGUAGAAUUUUAUAAAAACAAGAGGGAUCAGUGUCUAAAAACAAUGGAAAAACAUCUGUCAGGGUUGGCAGAAUGGUCUGUUCCAUCAGGAGGUAUGUUUGUGUGGAUCAGACUGAAUGUGGAGGACUCAUAUAAACUUGUUACUGUCAAAGCUCGCAAGAAGGAGGUCUUGUUUGUUCCAGGAAAUGUCUUUAUGUUGGAUAACACCAAGCCCUGUCCAUACAUCAGGGCCUCAUAUUCUAACUGUACUGAGGAACAAAUGGACAUAGCAUUUCAACGAUUGGCUGAAAUAUUACGAGAAGAGAACUAAAAUAAAAGUUCAAGCUAGCUCUGAGUAUAUGUUUACCUGUUGCUGAGAGUUUACAUAAAUCUUUAGUGAGAAAUGGUGAUUCUUAAUUUGCAAGAAAGAAGGAAACCAACAUAAUAUUUUUUAUCUGCCUGUAAUAGAAAAAGAAUUUCGAUGAAGAAUUCACUAACAUGCAUUCUUAAUUUUUGUGUACAUUUUUUAAAUUGAUUUAUUUGAUUGAACAAUUUCUGUUUAUAUUGUUCAACUACACAAGAUCCAACAUGAACUUGAAUGGAUUUGAAGUUUAUCUUUUGAGGGAAUUAUAGUGGGGUUUUUUUUAUUGGAUAAUUUUGUACAAAUAUGGCAUGAAAUUACACAAAGUUUAUCUAUUUAGAAAAUUACAAUGUGUACAACCAUGCCAUGGUAUUUAUUUUUUUCAGAAAUUUCUAUUUGUUUACAUAAUAUUUUAGAUUAGUUUACAACUGUUUAAGAUUAAUCUAAGGGGUUUUAAUUUAACCUAUAUUGAUAGAAGUGCGAUUUAAUUCCUGUAUUUUUGAGAUUUUCUAAGGGAGGCCAAAAAGUCAUGUUUUGUGUCAAUACUCUAGAAAAUAAAUUAUUUUGUAAA
Saccostrea echinata is the source of this 1992-nucleotide messenger RNA. Its product is annotated as kynurenine/alpha-aminoadipate aminotransferase, mitochondrial-like. Gene Ontology annotation, molecular function: pyridoxal phosphate binding; L-kynurenine:2-oxoglutarate transaminase activity. The coding region runs from base 120 to 1391 and encodes 423 amino acids. Lineage: Eukaryota; Metazoa; Mollusca; Bivalvia; Ostreida; Ostreidae. The transcript is spliced from 12 exons. Gene Ontology annotation, biological process: biosynthetic process. The record is from RefSeq and is a predicted model, not a curated record.